Molecule: messenger RNA, 1455 nt
Organism: Hymenoscyphus albidus
Lineage: Eukaryota; Fungi; Ascomycota; Leotiomycetes; Helotiales; Helotiaceae
Source: the annotation of a GenBank genome assembly
AUGUGUCACGGAGCUCAAAUCACUUACCGGUGCUGUGGAGAGCGUCAAGACCGAAUCAUCCCAGGAGGCCAAUGCGAAGACUCUGGACCUUGCGGUCGUAUUUGGGGCCGAUCCAUCAUCCGAAGACAAUGCACCUCGUGCAGACGUCAACAGAUCAUGGAGGCACGUAGAGCAAAUGAGAACUACUCUCGCGGACUUCCUCGUGCCAAGGCCCUUUUGGAGUAUUUCCAAGACAACAGACCAACCCCUCUCACUAACCAAGCACUGGCUGAGAGAAAUUAUGAACAGACUGAACGAUGCUGGGACCAGUGGAAAGCAGGGACUCGCUUACACCCCUUUCCUCAGGGAUCGCAAUACAUCGAUAUAGUCCGUCAACGUUUCGAUGAGGAAGCAAGAGUUGGAUGGUUUCCCUAUGCCAUCGUUCGACCCCAGAUGUGGGAAGAGUGUCUUCAUCGACAAGAGGAAAUCGAUGGCUCACCGAGAGUCCUCAGCUCUGUUGACAAGAGCUUUGAAUUCUCGGUCGUACUCAAUGGAGAAAGAACCACCGAUACCGAUGGCAUUUCAAGAGAUGAAGAAACCGAGGCUGACCAUUCAACAGAACAGCAGGCUGAGAGAUUCGAAGAAGCUUUGCCUAUCACUAGCUUGAACAGAGUAAGCUCCGCCCCCCUUCUACCCCUUCCCCUCGGUACCGUUACUGAACCGCCUGCUUCAGAUGCUGAUGGAGAAACGAUCUGGCAAUAUGGACGACGUUACUCGGCCGAUCCGCUUUAUAGCAGUCCUACCGGCUCUGAUGAAUCCUCUCCUAUGGAUUUGGAUGAAAAUGACCUGGAGGAUUAUAAGGAUGAAGAGCAGGAAAAUAUUCUCAGCUUUGCCCAAUGGAGUGCUGACGCUCAACAUAAACGGCGUGAGGCCGGAACCGAGAUGGGCGAGAGAUAUGCCUUACCUUUGGAUGUUCAAGAUUAUCUAGACUAUCUUGGACUCCUAGAAGGGACAGCUCUCAAAAUCCUCGAUUUUCGAUCACUUUCAAAAGUUCUUGAGGCUCGACCAUUCCGCUUCUAUCCCUCGGCUACACUAGGCCGCCGGCAACUGUUACCACUUUCCGCCUGGCUCACGGUCCUGUUCUUUGAUGGACAAAAGGAAACCUACAUGGAGGCCAUUGGGGAGUACAAGUUGUACGUCCAGCAGUGUGGAACACAGCAGCAGUUCAACGAGUACGUCGAAUGUCUCAAUGAACAUGCGGCAAUCAAUCGCCAGAUCCUAACUGGAGAAGGCGAAGCUGCUGAUGACAUGUCACUCUGGGCUGAGGAUCGAAUUUUACCACAGCCUCCCUUUGUGUGGGCUAGGUCAACUGAGCUGGCAUGGCCAUUCUACCGGUUCCUUGACGUCUUAGGUUCUGAAGAUUCUUCUUAUGCUUUGCCGAUUCCACCCUACGAGCCUCCCAGUCUUGUGGAUUGA